Messenger RNA from Triticum turgidum subsp. durum (durum wheat), 828 nucleotides. Lineage: Eukaryota; Viridiplantae; Streptophyta; Magnoliopsida; Poales; Poaceae. The record is from the annotation of a GenBank genome assembly.
AUGGCGCACGCCGCCGCCGCCGCAGCCGCCGUGCCGCUGCGCCGCCCGCUCCUCCUCUUCCUCCGGCCCGCCCGCCUCCUCUCCUCCGUCGCGCCCCCCUCGUCGCCCCUCCGCGCCCACACGCGCGCCCUCCGCCCCCUCGCCCCCCUCCCCUCCGACGGCGAGGACCCGGACGACGCGGACGGCGCGCCCCUCAGGGGCAGCCGCAACGAGAAGAAGCGGGAGGCCCGCCGCGCCGUGAAGUGGGGCAUGGAGCUCGCCAAGUUCUCCCCUCCCCAGAUCAAGCGCAUCGUCAGGGCCGCGUCGCUGGAGCGCGAGGUGGUGGACGCUCUCAUGCUCGUGAAGAAAUUUGGACCCGAUGUGCGCGAAGGAAGGAGGAGGCAGUACAAUUACAUCGGAAGCCUACUCCGUGGUGCACAGCCUGAAUUGAUGGAAGAUCUCAUCCAUUCUUUGAAGAAUGGAGAUGAAAGCAGGAUACAAGCCUUAUUGAGUGAAGUGGCAGACAAGUCAAUGCCGAUUGAAGAUGAGGAAGUGGGGGAGUUACCUCACGAAGAAGAGGGUGAGGAAAAUCAAGAGUAUAUGGAAAUUGCAGAUAGAUGGUUUGAGGGCCUCGUCUGCCAAGACAUUCCAGUUACCAACGAAGUUUAUGCGAUUCAUAAUGUUGAAUUUGAUCGUCAGGAACUACGGAAACUUGUGAGGAUAGUCCAAGAGGUCCAAAAAAGCAUGGGAAAUAAAGAUAGCGGAGAGGGAUCUGAUAAAAAGCUUUCCAGGGCGAAGAAACCACUCAUCAUGUUCCUUCGCUCCCUUGCAAAGAAGACACUUGAAUAG